Strongylocentrotus purpuratus (purple sea urchin) is the source of this 21876-nucleotide messenger RNA. RefSeq names its product mucin-5AC. The coding region runs from base 164 to 20440 and encodes 6758 amino acids. Gene Ontology annotation, cellular component: extracellular matrix. The record is from RefSeq and is a predicted model, not a curated record. The transcript has 58 exons. Lineage: Eukaryota; Metazoa; Echinodermata; Echinoidea; Camarodonta; Strongylocentrotidae. Gene Ontology annotation, molecular function: protein binding.
CCUAAAGCCCGAGCCUGGACUCCGACUACGUUAAUGUGAGAACGCGAAACGGAGCCCAACAAUUAAUUCUGGAAGUCAAGACUGCUUGAAACUUUAGACAAGUUUUCUCUUUUCUCGUGGCCUGGCCACCGAAGUCAGCCAGCCUGAAAGAGUUAACGAAAUCAUGGCUCGUGCAAUAUACUGCCUUCUUCUUCUAGCCGUGGUACUCGGGGCCAUCGAGGCUCACGUUACCUACAAACGGCGACCGACAUACUCGUUCUACACCAAAGACGGGAGCCACAAUCCGAUACUGAACCAUCCUGCUCACAGACGAGCUGCCCGAGCGGCCAUGCCGAUCCCUAGACGACCCACGGCAGCCCUGCCGGCUUCGACCAUUCCGCCUGCAAGUCAGGUCCCAUCCAUUGACGAGAACGGUUAUUGCCAGGCCUGGUCCCAGCAGCACUACCGUUCCUUCGACGGCAAGCUCUUCAGCUUCCAUGGGGCGUGUACCUAUACCCUGGUCACAGACUGCCUGGACUUUUCCUUCCAUAUCUACGUCGAGAAUGACCUUAAUUGUCAAGAACAGAAGGAAAACAAUACUUGCUCCAGGUCUGUCUUGAUCGACAACGGUAACCCCUCUGACAUGAUCUAUCUCCGACCCGGUGGUGUCGUCACCUACAAGGACGUGGAGCAGACCCUCCCAACCAAGGCAGGUGGAAUGGUCCUAGAGCGCAUCGCUCACUACACACUAGCAACCAGUGGACUGGGUUUCAGCAUCCUCUACGACGGAGGGGAAGCCAUCACGGUUUACGCCACCUCGGAUUCACUGAAGGGCAACACAUGUGGUCUCUGCGGAGUGUACGACGAAGAUCCAAGCAACGACUUCCGUACCCCCAGUGGCACCGUCGCUGAUGAUGCCUACAGCUUUGGUCUGUCCUGGAAGGGCAUGGACGAGAGAGAUCCUGCAUAUUGCCCGGAUGUACCAACUGUUCCACUCCGAUGCACACAAUACUCCAACUUCGAAUCGACAGCGGCAGAGACGAAAGCUCAAUUCGCCGAAUCCGAAUGCGCUCAACUACGUCAUGGCACCUUUAUGGCUUGCCACCAGGUUGUAGAUCCUGAGCCAUACAUCGUCGCCUGUGAGCAGGAUGUCUGUGCAUGCGAGAUGAAGGCUCAAGAAGAUAACACGACAGGGAAUGACUGCAAGUGUGCUGCCUUCACGGCCUAUACCCAGGAGUGUUCUCGACGAGGCUUCCAAGUCUCAUGGAGGGCCUACGACUUCUGUCCUUUCGACUGUCCCGCGGACAAGGUCUACGACCAGUGCGGAUCAGCCUGUACCCAGAGGGGCUGCAGCACCGCCAUAGCUGACUGCGAGACCGAUGAAACAGUUGGAUGCAUCGAGGGCUGUCACUGCCCAACAGGGACUUACCGAUCAUCAGCAGGCACAUGCGUCAGUGCUAACCAAUGCUACUGCUCAUGGCAAGGAACGGAGUACGAGCCAGGAAAACAGAUCUCAGAUGGAUGCAACGAAUGUGAAUGCGUUGAUGGAAAAUGGCAGUGCUCACAGAAUGACUGCGGAGGUAUGUGCCAGGUCAGUGGAUAUGGCCAUUACCAUACCUUUGACAACUAUGACUACGAUUUCGCUGGUACCUGCUCCUAUACUCUUGUCAAGGACUGUUGGAGCUUGAGCAGUAUCUACAUGGUGACCAUCGAAAAUGCCGCAUGCGGCAUGGAGGGCGCCUCCUGCGUCAAGGCGGUUGUUCUUGAAGAUGGAAUGAACGUUGUGCGCCUGCGCAGAGGUCAUCAAGUACUGAUCAAUGGGCAGGAAGUAACGGAGUUCCCCAAGACGAUUGGCAACAUAUUUGUGAACCAGCCAACUAAGCAUCAAACUGCUGCCGUUAUGGCUAAUGGCCUGACCAUCCUUUUCGAUGGCAACAACAGGGUAGCAGUGAUGGCCGAUGAAAGGCACCUCAAUGCCACUUGUGGUCUCUGUGGUACAUACAACAACAAUCAGCGUGACGACUUUUACACCGAAGCAGGUGACAUCGAAUCGAACCCAGCUUCAUUUGCGAACAAGUGGAAGCUUGGUUCAUCCUGUCCCGAUGCUAGUGACGAUCCAGGCGCUGACCCCUGUGACCUUUACUCCCAGAAGGCUCUCACUGCUGAGUCAGAAUGUAACCGACUCUACGUCGAUGAUGCCUUUGCUGCUUGCCGGAAUUAUGUUGACCCGGAAGUGUUUUAUGAUGCCUGCCGACGUGACGUUUGCAACUGUGAAACCGGGGACACCUGCAAAUGUGAGAUCUUUGCUAUGUAUGCUACCCAAUGUGCUCAGAAAGGUGUCAUCGUCAACUGGCGAUCAGAAACACCCGGAUGUGGGAUCGACUGCGAGGGCGGACUCGUAUACAGCGCUUGUCAUCCCAUGUGCGAAACAACAUGCAACGCCCUCUCAUCCAAUUCGGUCUGUGAUGAGACCUGCGUAGAAGGAUGCGCAUGUCCCGAUGGUUCCGUCAUGGCUCCACAUGGCGCAUGCGUGGCUCCUGAAAACUGCGGCUGUGUAGACCCUGAUUCCGGCGAGACCUAUGCCCCAGGGGAGAGAAUAGAGAAGGGAUGUGGUUUCUGCCUCUGCGACUCCGGAGCCUGGGCAUGCGAAGAGUUGGACUGCCCCAUGGAUGCUUGUCUCGCCAACCAGGUAUACGUCCCCUGCGUCAGCCCAUGCGUAAAGAGCUGCGCCAACAUGCACGAGUUCGAAUCUUGUUCAGCCGCCACGUGUUACGGUGGGUGCGAGUGUGCUGAGGACUCGGUCUGGAACGGAACGAGCUGCGUGCUGCCGACCAGCUGCCCCUGCCACCAUGGAGGUCAUAGCUACUCCGAAGGUUACAUCAUCCAAACUGAUGAAUGCCACUCUUGCACCUGUACAAACAGCAAAUGGGAAUGCCGCGAGAAAGACUGCAAUGGUGUGUGUACGGCAUGGGGAGACCCUCACUACAAGACAUUCGAUGGAAAAUUGUUCGACUUCCAAGGGGACUGCGACUAUGUUAUGGUGACUGACAGUGUCAGCCAGGCUUCAGGAAUCCCUUUCUUCCACAUCGUCGUCUCAAACAUUCCAUGCGGAACAUCCGCCGUUACCUGCACCAAAUCCAUUACUUUUAGUAUAGGAACGGGAAGCAACCAGGAAAAGUUGAUCCUUGUCCGGGGUAAACCGACUCCAGCCUCAGCCGGUUCAUUCCGAUUGACUGAAGUUGGAAACUACGUCUACGUGCACACAACCCACAGAAUAACACUGAUCUGGGAUCGAGGUACGUGGAUCCAGGUCAAACUUGAUCCCAUGUACAAAGAAAAGGUUGGAGGUCUGUGCGGUAACUUCAACGACCUGAUUAGCGACGACUUCUUAUCACCAGCUGGAGGUCUUCCAGAGACGUCCUCAAUCGAUUUUGGAAACAGUUGGAAGAUCCAUGACUACUGCCCUCGUCCGGAGCAUAUCAUCCACCCUUGCCUCUUUAACCCGUUCCGCCGGGCCUGGGCCAUGCGCCAGUGCAGUGUACUAAAAUCAGAUACGUUUGCAGCAUGCCAUAGUGAAGUCAGCUACCUACCCUACUACUCCCGGUGCAUCUUUGAUACCUGCGGCUGCGACUCCGGUGGCGAUUGCGAGUGUCUUUGUACUGCCAUCGCCGCGUACGCGCAGGAAUGUAACGCGCAAGGCGUUCACAUCCCUUGGAGAUCAAACGACUUCUGCCCAAUGCAAUGUGAUGAUUGUUCGGAGUACAAUCCCUGUAUCCCAGUCUGUGAUAUGUGCGGGCACGAGGAUCGAUGGGAUGAGAACGGAGAAUGCCCCGACACGUGUGUAGAGGGAUGUAAAUGCCCCGAUGGACAGUUCUACGACGGCGGCGAAUGCGUGGAUGCGUGUCCUACCACCACACCACCUACCACCUUACCAACUACCACCCGCUCAACCACACCAUGGGAUUAUUCAACCCCUCCAACUACACCUACAACUACAACCGAAACUACACCCUAUUGGGAUAUAUGGACUACUGAAGAGACAACCACUGAAGAGACAACCACUACACCUAAAACUACAACCAAAAUCUGGACUGACGAUUUUACUCCUACACCUAAGUUUACACCGCCACCUUACACACCGCCGUAUAACACAUGUUAUUGCCAUGGUUACGGCGAUCCCCAUUACACGGACUUUUACGGAAACGACUUCGACCAUCAGGGUAACUGUACAUACAUCCUCAGUCAGGAUACGUCACACAAUCCCCCGCUCUACACCGUGCUUAUCCAUAACGUCGAGUGCGAGCGAUUCCCAGGGACAACUUGCCCCAGAGAUCUCGAGAUUAUCUACAAUGGGACCAGUACUAUCCUCCAGUCCGAGUUCUACAUCGACGGUUCGCAUCUGGUAGUCAUCGACGGCGUGCAGUAUGUAGCACCUAUGGAGCUCCCGGCUUUCCGAGUCAUUUCUUUAGGAUUUUACCUCAUCUACCAAGCCCCGGCCAUCGGGCUCGAAGUCCGUUUCAUCCCGCUAGACAACCACUACUUCAGCGUGGAGGUACCCGAGGCUCUCUUCUAUAACUACACCGAGGGCCUGUGCGGUAACUGCGGAAAGAAUGAGACAACAUGUGAAGAAGAUAGUGAUUGCUGCGAUUUAGUUCCUCCUGAACAUAGGGAAGACUGUGGUUGUGACGAUACAACGACACCAUGUCCCCCUACCGAUUCAAGUCGGGAGUGGUGUCAACACAUCUACGAUCCCAUCUUUGACGAAUGCCAUGCCGUCAUCGAUCCCGCGCCAUACUUCCGAGACUGCCUCUAUGACGAAUGUUACGCCAAUGAUACGACGUGCUGGGCUUUCGAAGCCUACGCCACGAUGUGCGCCAACAAAGGAAUAUGCCUCGAGUGGAGACAUGAAGACUUCUGUCCUAUGGACUGUGUGGACCCCUUCGAGUACCGCCAAUGUGCUUGUCCGACUUUCGAGUUUCCUAGCUGCGAGAAGUUCAACCCUAGACAUAUGCCUUGUCGGACCGAGCCUGUCAAUGGAUGUUUCUGCCCAGAAGGCACUAUGCCUGUCAGCAAUGAUACCUGUGUACCAUGUCCUUCAACUACUCCACUUUACACAACAUCCGAGUUUUUCUCAACCACCCAAGAGCAAACAACACAUAUUACAACCCCCACUUCGGAGACUACUACUGAAGCAACAACCUCAAGCGCAACCACAACGAGUCCAACCACUUCACGGCUUACCACCACAACCUAUCCAACAACAACAACAUCAUAUACUACGACAGAAACGACAACUACAACAAUACCCACAACUACUUAUCAUACAACUACUGAAGGCUACACUACAUUACCUGAAACAACAAAAUCAGCUACGACUACUGAAGUAACAACAGAAACAACUACAACAAACCCUACGACGACUAUACCUACAACAUCCCCUACAACUACACCUCUUAUUACUACAGAAGGCUUAACCACAUUACCUGAAACAACAAAAGCAGCUACGACUUCUGAAACAACAACAAAAACAAAAACUACAACAAAUCCUACCACGACCAUACCGACAACUUUCCCCACAACGACCCCUCUUACUACAACAGAAAGCUUAUCUACGUUGCAUGAAACAACAGAGUCAGCUACUACUACUGAAACAACAACAGAAGCUAAAACUACAACAAACCCUACCACAACCAUACCAACAUCCCCCACAUCUAUCCCACAUACUACUAUUGAAGGCUCCACUACGAUGCCUGAAACAACAGAAUCAGCUACGACUGCUGAAACCACUACAGAAACAGUUACUACAACAAAUCCUAUCACCACCAUACCAACAACAUCUCCUACUACUACAACACCACCAACCACACCACCUACUUUACCGAUUACCACGACUGAAGUUUUAACAACACUGUCACAAACAUCAAAUGCAGCUACAACUGCUGAAGAAACUACAGAAGCUGUAACGACAAUCAGACCAACAACCACCAUAACAACCACAUCCCCCACAACGAUCCCUCUAAUUACUACAGAAGGCUCCACUACGAUGCCUGAAACAACAAAAUCAGCUACGACUGCUGAAGCCAUGACUACGCAAGCUGUAACGACAAUCAGACCAACAACCACCAUAACAACCACGGAGAAAAUUGUUACAACUGCUUCAGAAACAACUGAGGCGGAAACUACAGUAGUUUCUACAAAACCUAUUACAACUAUCUUUGAAACAACAACCGAAUCAAUAGAAACCACAACGGAAUUAUCCACUGCACCCACCACUGUCCAAACUACAACACUUCCGACCACGAUUCCCCCAGAGACUACUCCCUAUGAAACCACUGCUGAAAUCACAACAGAAACUAUUUCAGAAACAACCACAAAGCAACAAACCACGACCAUGAAAACCACCACAAUGUCAGAAAUAACCACUGAACAAGAAGAAACCACCACUGAAACUACAACUAGAGAGGAAACAACAGUUUCAGAUACUUUCUCAACAACUGUAUCUCCAACAACUGAGUCUGAAAUUACCACAUUACUUCCUACAACAUCGUCACAACCCACUUCUCACUUCGCACCAACAACACCAUUACAGACAAAAGAAAUUACUACCACACUUUUACCAUUCGAAACAACACCUAUGGAAACAACGACAGAGGGUUUAACGACAGAAACGACAACGACAUUGCAGACAACAUCUCAGACCACUCAGGAAGAGAUUACCGCAGAAGGAACAACUACAUCAGAGUCAGCAACUACCUCAGAAUCUAGAACCACACCAUCUUCACCAAUGGCAGAAACGACCACUGCUGGCUUUACAACGCGCGAAGAAACAACUACGGCAACUACAGAAGUACCGUAUACAAGUGAAGAAACAACUGCCGCAGCAACAACUGAUACUUCAUCAGAAACGACGGUCGUGACAACUGAAGCCACUCCAACUGUUCCUUCUACACCUUCUACACCUUCUACACCUGAGACAACUACGGAGGAAUGUGUUGAGAAGUAUGUCAAUUACUGCGUGUGGUAUGGCUGGAUUAACCAGAAUUCCGGUCUUCAAAUUGAGCAAGAUGGAGAUGAAGUGGAGCUACUAGAAGAUGCUAAGCACAUCCCAGGAUUCCCUGAUGAUUGUGCUUUCCCCAAAGACGUGGAAUGUCGAACGGCUGAUACACACAUCUUCUCCAAUGAGACUGAUGAUGAUGUGACAUGCGACAAGAGUACAGGUCUCCUAUGUAGAAACCAUCCUAAUAUGCCUCGUUGCCGUGAUUACGAAGUCAGGUACUUGUGUUGUGGUCGACACUACACAGUAACCUGUAGUACACCAGGUACAACACCUGAAACAACAACAGAAACGACAACAUCGGGAACGACUACAGAAUGUGUUGAGAAGUAUGUCAAUUACUGCGUGUGGUAUGGCUGGAUUAACCAGAAUUCCGGCCUUCAAAUUGAGCAAGAUGGAGAUGAAGUAGAGCUACUAGAAGAUGCUAAGCACAUCCCAGGAUUCCCUGAUGAUUGUGCUUUCCCCAAAGACGUGGAAUGUCGAACGGCUGAUACACACAUCUUCUCCAAUGAGACUGAUGAUGAUGUGACAUGCGACAAGAGUACAGGUCUCCUUUGUAGAAACCAUCCUAAUAUGCCUCGUUGCCGUGAUUACGAAGUCAGGUACUUGUGUUGUGGUCGACACUACACGGUAACCUGUAGUACACCAGGUACAACACCUGAAACAACAACAGAAACGACCACAGCUACAACAACAGGAACAACAACAGGUACAACAACGAGAAAAACAACAAGUCCACCACCUGACACAACAACAGAAACGACCACAGCUACAACAACGGGAACAACAACAGGUUCAACGACGAGAAAAACAACAAGUCCACCACCUGACACAACAACAGAAACGACCACAGCUACAACAACGGGAACAACAACAGGUACAACAACGAGAAAAACAACAAGUCCACCACCUGACACAACAACAGAAACGACCACAGCUACAACAACGGGAACAACACCGGAGACAACAUCGGGAACGACUACAGAAUGUGUUGAGAAGUACGUCAAUUACUGCGUGUGGUAUGGCUGGAUUAACCAGAAUUCCGGCCUUCAAAUUGAGCAAGAUGGAGAUGAAGUAGAGCUACUAGAAGAUGCUAAGCACAUCCCAGGAUUCCCUGAUGAUUGUGCUUUCCCCAAAGACGUGGAAUGUCGAACGGCUGAUACACACAUCUUCUCCAAUGAGACUGAUGAUGAUGUGACAUGCGACAAGAGUACAGGUCUCCUUUGUAGAAACCAUCCUAAUAUGCCUCGUUGCCCUGAUUACGAAGUCAGGUACUUGUGUUGUGGUCGACACUACACGGUAACCUGUAGUACACCAGGUACAACACCUGAAACAACAACAGAAACGACCACAGCUACAACAACGGGAACAACAACAGGUACAACAACGAGAAAAACAACAAGUCCACCAACUGAAACAACAACAGAAACGACCACAGCUACAACAACGGGAACAACAACAGGUUCAACGACGAGAAAAACAACAAGUCCACCACCUGACACAACAACAGAAACGACCACAGCUACAACAACGGGAACAACACCGGAGACAACAUCGGGAACGACUACAGAAUGUGUUGAGAAGUACGUCAAUUACUGCGUGUGGUAUGGCUGGAUUAACCAGAAUUCCGGCCUUCAAAUUGAGCAAGAUGGAGAUGAAGUAGAGCUACUAGAAGAUGCUAAGCACAUCCCAGGAUUCCCUGAUGAUUGUGCUUUCCCCAAAGACGUGGAAUGUCGAACGGCUGAUACACACAUCUUCUCCAAUGAGACUGAUGAUGAUGUGACAUGCGACAAGAGUACAGGUCUCCUUUGUAGAAACCAUCCUAAUAUGCCUCGUUGCCCUGAUUACGAAGUCAGGUACUUGUGUUGUGGUCGACACUACACGGUAACCUGUAGUACACCAGGUACAACACCUGAAACAACGACAGAAACGACCACAGCUACAACAACGGGAACAACAACAGGUACAACAACGAGAAAAACAACAAGUCCACCACCUGACACAACAACAGAAACGACAACAUCGGGAACGACUACAGAAUGUGUUGAGAAGUAUGUCAAUUACUGCGUGUGGUAUGGCUGGAUUAACCAGAAUUCCGGCCUUCAAAUUGAGCAAGAUGGAGAUGAAGUAGAGCUACUAGAAGAUGCUAAGCACAUCCCAGGAUUCCCUGAUGAUUGUGCUUUCCCCAAAGACGUGGAAUGUCGAACGGCUGAUACGCACAUCUUCUCCAAUGAGACUGAUGAUGAUGUGACAUGCGACAAGAGUACAGGUCUCCUAUGUAGAAACCAUCCUAAUAUGCCUCGUUGCCCUGAUUACGAAGUCAGGUACUUGUGUUGUGGUCGACACUACACGGUAACCUGUAGUACACCAGGUACAACACCUGAAACAACAACAGAAACGACCACAGCUACAACAACGGGAACAACAACAGGUACAACAACGAGAAAAACAACAAGUCCACCACUUGACACAACAACAGAAACGACAACAUCGGGAACGACUACAGAAUGUGUUGAGAAGUAUGUCAAUUACUGCGUGUGGUAUGGCUGGAUUAACCAGAAUUCCGGCCUUCAAAUUGAGCAAGAUGGAGAUGAAGUAGAGCUACUAGAAGAUGCUAAGCACAUCCCAGGAUUCCCUGAUGAUUGUGCUUUCCCCAAAGACGUGGAAUGUCGAACGGCUGAUACGCACAUCUUCUCCAAUGAGACUGAUGAUGAUGUGACAUGCGACAAGAGUACAGGUCUCCUAUGUAGAAACCAUCCUAAUAUGCCUCGUUGCCCUGAUUACGAAGUCAGGUACUUGUGUUGUGGUCGACACUACACGGUAACCUGUAGUACACCAGGUACAACACCUGAAACAACAACAGAAACGACCACAGCUACAACAACGGGAACAACAACAGGUACAACAACGAGAAAAACAACAAGUCCACCACUUGACACAACAACAGAAACGACCAUAGCUACAACAACGGGAACAGUAACAGGUUCAACGACGAGAAAAACAACAAGUCCACCACCUGACACAACAACAGAAACGACCACAGCUACAACAACGGGAACAACAACAGGUACAACAACGAGAAAAACAACAAGUCCACCACCUGACACAACAACAGAAACGACCACAGCUACAACAACGGGAACAACACCGGAGACAACAUCGGGAACGACUACAGAAUGUGUUGAAAAGUAUGUCAAUUACUGCGUGUGGUAUGGCUGGAUUAACCAGAAUUCCGGCCUUCAAAUUGAGCAAGAUGGAGAUGAAGUAGAGCUACUAGAAGAUGCUAAGCACAUCCCAGGAUUCCCUGAUGAUUGUGCUUUCCCCAAAGACGUGGAAUGUCGAACGGCUGAUACGCACAUCUUCUCCAAUGAGACUGAUGAUGAUGUGACAUGCGACAAGAGUACAGGUCUCCUAUGUAGAAACCAUCCUAAUAUGCCUCGUUGCCCUGAUUACGAAGUCAGGUACUUGUGUUGUGGUCGACACUACACGGUAACCUGUAGUACACCAGGUACAACACCUGAAACAACAACAGAAACGACCACAGCUACAACAACGGGAACAACAACAGGUACAACAACGAGAAAAACAACAAGUCCACCACUUGACACAACAACAGAAACGACCAUAGCUACAACAACGGGAACAGUAACAGGUUCAACGACGAGAAAAACAACAAGUCCACCACCUGACACAACAACAGAAACGACCACAGCUACAACAACGGGAACAACAACAGGUACAACAACGAGAAAAACAACAAGUCCACCACCUGACACAACAACAGAAACGACCACAGCUACAACAACGGGAACAACACCGGAGACAACAUCGGGAACGACUACAGAAUGUGUUGAAAAGUAUGUCAAUUACUGCGUGUGGUAUGGCUGGAUUAACCAGAAUUCCGGCCUUCAAAUUGAGCAAGAUGGAGAUGAAGUAGAGCUACUAGAAGAUGCUAAGCACAUCCCAGGAUUCCCUGAUGAUUGUGCUUUCCCCAAAGACGUGGAAUGUCGAACGGCUGAUACGCACAUCUUCUCCAAUGAGACUGAUGAUGAUGUGACAUGCGACAAGAGUACAGGUCUCCUAUGUAGAAACCAUCCUAAUAUGCCUCGUUGCCCUGAUUACGAAGUCAGGUACUUGUGUUGUGGUCGACACUACACGGUAACCUGUAGUACACCAGGUACAACACCUGAAACAACAACAGAAACGACCACAGCUACAACAACGGGAACAACAACAGGUACAACAACGAGAAAAACAACAAGUCCACCACUUGACACAACAACAGAAACGACCAUAGCUACAACAACGGGAACAACAACAGGUUCAACGACGAGAAAAACAACAAGUCCACCACCUGACACAACAACAGAAACGACCACAGCUACAACAACGGGAACAACAACAGGUACAACAACGAGAAAAACAACAAGUCCACCACCUGACACAACAACAGAAACGACCACAGCUACAACAACGGGAACAACACCGGAGACAACAUCGGGAACGACUACAGAAUGUGUUGAGAAGUAUGUCAAUUACUGCGUGUGGUAUGGCUGGAUUAACCAGAAUUCCGGUCUUCAAAUUGAGCAAGAUGGAGAUGAAGUAGAGCUACUAGAAGAUGCUAAGCACAUCCCAGGAUUCCCUGAUGAUUGUGCUUUCCCCAAAGACGUGGAAUGUCGAACGGCUGAUACACACAUCUUCUCCAAUGAGACUGAUGAUGAUGUGACAUGCGACAAGAGUACAGGUCUCCUUUGUAGAAACCAUCCUAAUAUGCCUCGUUGCCCUGAUUACGAAGUCAGGUACUUGUGUUGUGGUCGACACUACACGGUAACCUGUAGUACACCAGGUACAACACCUGAAACAACAACAGAAACGACCACAGCUACAACAACGGGAACAACAACAGGUUCAACGACGAGAAAAACAACAAGUCCACCACCUGACACAACAACAGAAACGACCACAGCUACAACAACGGGAACAACAACAGGUACAACAACGAGAAAAACAACAAGUCCACCACCUGACACAACAACAGAAACGACCACAGCUACAACAACGGGAACAACACCGGAGACAACAUCGGGAACGACUACAGAAUGUGUUGAGAAGUACGUCAAUUACUGCGUGUGGUAUGGCUGGAUUAACCAGAAUUCCGGCCUUCAAAUUGAGCAAGAUGGAGAUGAAGUAGAGCUACUAGAAGAUGCUAAGCACAUCCCAGGAUUCCCUGAUGAUUGUGCUUUCCCCAAAGACGUGGAAUGUCGAACGGCUGAUACGCACAUCUUCUCCAAUGAGACUGAUGAUGAUGUGACAUGCGACAAGAGUACAGGUCUCCUAUGUAGAAACCAUCCUAAUAUGCCUCGUUGCCCUGAUUACGAAGUCAGGUACUUGUGUUGUGGUCGACACUACACGGUAACCUGUAGUACACCAGGUACAACACCUGAAACAACAACAGAAACGACCACAGCUACAACAACGGGAACAACAACAGGUACAACAACGAGAAAAACAACAAGUCCACCACCUGACACAACAACAGAAACGACCACAGCUACAACAACGGGAACAACAACAGGUUCAACGACGAGAAAAACAACAAGUCCACCACCUGACACAACAACAGAAACGACCACAGCUACAACAACGGGAACAACAACAGGUACAACAACGAGAAAAACAACAAGUCCACCACCUGACACAACAACAGAAACGACCACAGCUACAACAACGGGAACAACACCGGAUACAACAUCGGGAACGACUACAGAAUGUGUUGAGAAGUACGUCAAUUACUGCGUGUGGUAUGGCUGGAUUAACCAGAAUUCCGGCCUUCAAAUUGAGCAAGAUGGAGAUGAAGUAGAGCUACUAGAAGAUGCUAAGCACAUCCCAGGAUUCCCUGAUGAUUGUGCUUUCCCCAAAGACGUGGAAUGUCGAACGGCUGAUACGCACACCUUCUCCAAUGAGACUGAUGAUGAUGUGACAUGCGACAAGAGUACAGGUCUCCUAUGUAGAAACCAUCCUAAUAUGCCUCGUUGCCCUGAUUACGAAGUCAGGUACUUGUGUUGUGGUCGACACUACACGGUAACCUGUAGUACACCAGGUACAACACCUGAAACAACAACAGAAACGACCACAGCUACAACAACGGGAACAACAACAGGUACAACAACGAGAAAAACAACAAGUCCACCACCUGACACAACAACAGAAACGACCACAGCUACAACAACGGGAACAACAACAGGUUCAACGACGAGAAAAACAACAAGUCCACCACCUGACACAACAACAGAAACGACCACAGCUACAACAACGGGAACAACAACAGGUACAACAACGAGAAAAACAACAAGUCCACCACCUGACACAACAACAGAAACGACCACAGCUACAACAACGGGAACAACACCGGAUACAACAUCGGGAACGACUACAGAAUGUGUUGAGAAGUACGUCAAUUACUGCGUGUGGUAUGGCUGGAUUAACCAGAAUUCCGGCCUUCAAAUUGAGCAAGAUGGAGAUGAAGUAGAGCUACUAGAAGAUGCUAAGCACAUCCCAGGAUUCCCUGAUGAUUGUGCUUUCCCCAAAGACGUGGAAUGUCGAACGGCUGAUACGCACACCUUCUCCAAUGAGACUGAUGAUGAUGUGACAUGCGACAAGAGUACAGGUCUCCUAUGUAGAAACCAUCCUAAUAUGCCUCGUUGCCCUGAUUACGAAGUCAGGUACUUGUGUUGUGGUCGACACUACACGGUAACCUGUAGUACACCAGGUACAACACCUGAAACAACAACAGAAACGACCACAGCUACAACAACGGGAACAACAACAGGUACAACAACGAGAAAAACAACAAGUCCACCACCUGACACAACAACAGAAACGACCACAGCUACAACAACGGGAACAACAACAGGUUCAACGACGAGAAAAACAACAAGUCCACCACCUGACACAACAACAGAAACGACCACAGCUACAACAACGGGAACAACAACAGGUACAACAACGAGAAAAACAACAAGUCCACCACCUGACACAACAACAGAAACGACCACAGCUACAACAACGGGAACAACACCGGAGACAACAUCGGGAACGACUACAGAAUGUGUUGAGAAGUACGUCAAUUACUGCGUGUGGUAUGGCUGGAUUAACCAGAAUUCCGGCCUUCAAAUUGAGCAAGAUGGAGAUGAAGUAGAGCUACUAGAAGAUGCUAAGCACAUCCCAGGAUUCCCUGAUGAUUGUGCUUUCCCCAAAGACGUGGAAUGUCGAACGGCUGAUACGCACAUCUUCUCCAAUGAGACUGAUGAUGAUGUGACAUGCGACAAGAGUACAGGUCUCCUAUGUAGAAACCAUCCUAAUAUGCCUCGUUGCCCUGAUUACGAAGUCAGGUACUUGUGUUGUGGUCGACACUACACGGUAACCUGUAGUACACCAGGUACAACACCUGAAACAACAACAGAAACGACCACAGCUACAACAACGGGAACAACAACAGGUACAACAACGAGAAAAACAACAAGUCCACCACCUGACACAACAACAGAAACGACCACAGCUACAACAACGGGAACAACAACAGGUUCAACGACGAGAAAAACAACAAGUCCACCACCUGACACAACAACAGAAACGACCACAGCUACAACAACGGGAACAACAACAGGUACAACAACGAGAAAAACAACAAGUCCACCACCUGACACAACAACAGAAACGACCACAGCUACAACAACGGGAACAACACCGGAGACAACAUCGGGAACGACUACAGAAUGUGUUGAGAAGUACGUCAAUUACUGCGUGUGGUAUGGCUGGAUUAACCAGAAUUCCGGCCUUCAAAUUGAGCAAGAUGGAGAUGAAGUAGAGCUACUAGAAGAUGCUAAGCACAUCCCAGGAUUCCCUGAUGAUUGUGCUUUCCCCAAAGACGUGGAAUGUCGAACGGCUGAUACGCACAUCUUCUCCAAUGAGACUGAUGAUGAUGUGACAUGCGACAAGAGUACAGGUCUCCUAUGUAGAAACCAUCCUAAUAUGCCUCGUUGCCCUGAUUACGAAGUCAGGUACUUGUGUUGUGGUCGACACUACACGGUAACCUGUAGUACACCAGGUACAACACCUGAAACAACAACAGAAACGACCACAGCUACAACAACGGGAACAACAACAGGUACAACAACGAGAAAAACAACAAGUCCACCACCUGACACAACAACAGAAACGACCACAGCUACAACAACGGGAACAACAACAGGUUCAACGACGAGAAAAACAACAAGUCCACCACCUGACACAACAACAGAAACGACCACAGCUACAACAACGGGAACAACAACAGGUACAACAACGAGAAAAACAACAAGUCCACCACCUGACACAACAACAGAAACGACCACAGCUACAACAACGGGAACAACACCGGAGACAACAUCGGGAACGACUACAGAAUGUGUUGAGAAGUACGUCAAUUACUGCGUGUGGUAUGGCUGGAUUAACCAGAAUUCCGGCCUUCAAAUUGAGCAAGAUGGAGAUGAAGUAGAGCUACUAGAAGAUGCUAAGCACAUCCCAGGAUUCCCUGAUGAUUGUGCUUUCCCCAAAGACGUGGAAUGUCGAACGGCUGAUACGCACACCUUCUCCAAUGAGACUGAUGAUGAUGUGACAUGCGACAAGAGUACAGGUCUCCUAUGUAGAAACCAUCCUAAUAUGCCUCGUUGCCCUGAUUACGAAGUCAGGUACUUGUGUUGUGGUCGACACUACACGGUAACCUGUAGUACACCAGGUACAACACCUGAAACAACAACAGAAACGACCACAGCUACAACAACGGGAACAACAACAGGUACAACAACGAGAAAAACAACAAGUCCACCACCUGACACAACAACAGAAACGACCACAGCUACAACAACGGGAACAACAACAGGUUCAACGACGAGAAAAACAACAAGUCCACCACCUGACACAACAACAGAAACGACCACAGCUACAACAACGGGAACAACAACAGGUACAACAACGAGAAAAACAACAAGUCCACCACCUGACACAACAACAGAAACGACCACAGCUACAACAACGGGAACAACACCGGAGACAACAUCGGGAACGACUACAGAAUGUGUUGAGAAGUACGUCAAUUACUGCGUGUGGUAUGGCUGGAUUAACCAGAAUUCCGGCCUUCAAAUUGAGCAAGAUGGAGAUGAAGUAGAGCUACUAGAAGAUGCUAAGCACAUCCCAGGAUUCCCUGAUGAUUGUGCUUUCCCCAAAGACGUGGAAUGUCGAACGGCUGAUACGCACAUCUUCUCCAAUGAGACUGAUGAUGAUGUGACAUGCGACAAGAGUACAGGUCUCCUAUGUAGAAACCAUCCUAAUAUGCCUCGUUGCCCUGAUUACGAAGUCAGGUACUUGUGUUGUGGUCGACACUACACGGUAACCUGUAGUACACCAGGUACAACACCUGAAACAACAACAGAAACGACCACAGCUACAACAACGGGAACAACAACAGGUACAACAACGAGAAAAACAACAAGUCCACCACCUGACACAACAACAGAAACGACCACAGCUACAACAACGGGAACAACAACAGGUUCAACAACGAGAAAAACAACAAGUCCACCAACUGAAACAACGACAGAAACGACCACAGCUACAACAACGGGAACAACAACAGGUUCAACGACGAGAAAAACAACAAGUCCACCACCUGACACAACAACAGAAACGACCACAUCUACAACAACGGGAACAACAACAGGUACAACAACGAGAAAAACAACAAGUCCACCACCUGACACAACAACAGAAACGACCACAGCUACAACAACGGGAACAACACCGGAGACAACAUCGGGAACGACUACAGAAUGUGUUGAGAAGUAUGUCAAUUACUGCGUGUGGUAUGGCUGGAUUAACCAGAAUUCCGGCCUUCAAAUUGAGCAAGAUGGAGAUGAAGUAGAGCUACUAGAAGAUGCUAAGCACAUCCCAGGAUUCCCUGAUGAUUGUGCUUUCCCCAAAGACGUGGAAUGUCGAACGGCUGAUACGCACAUCUUCUCCAAUGAGACUGAUGAUGAUGUGACAUGCGACAAGAGUACAGGUCUCCUAUGUAGAAACCAUCCUAAUAUGCCUCGUUGCCCUGAUUACGAAGUCAGGUACUUGUGUUGUGGUCGACACUACACGGUAACCUGUAGUACACCAGGUACAACACCUGAAACAACAACAGAAACGACCACAGCUACAACAACGGGAACAACAACAGGUACAACAACGAGAAAAACAACAAGUCCACCACUUGACACAACAACAGAAACGACCAUAGCUACAACAACGGGAACAACAACAGGUUCAACGACGAGAAAAACAACAAGUCCACCACCUGACACAACAACAGAAACGACCACAGCUACAACAACGGGAACAACAACAGGUACAACAACGAGAAAAACAACAAGUCCACCACCUGACACAACAACAGAAACGACCACAGCUACAACAACGGGAACAACACCGGAGACAACAUCGGGAACGACUACAGAAUGUGUUGAGAAGUACGUCAAUUACUGCGUGUGGUAUGGCUGGAUUAACCAGAAUUCCGGCCUUCAAAUUGAGCAAGAUGGAGAUGAAGUAGAGCUACUAGAAGAUGCUAAGCACAUCCCAGGAUUCCCUGAUGAUUGUGCUUUCCCCAAAGACGUGGAAUGUCGAACGGCUGAUACGCACAUCUUCUCCAAUGAGACUGAUGAUGAUGUGACAUGCGACAAGAGUACAGGUCUCCUAUGUAGAAACCAUCCUAAUAUGCCUCGUUGCCCUGAUUACGAAGUCAGGUACUUGUGUUGUGGUCGACACUACACGGUAACCUGUAGUACACCAGGUACAACACCUGAAACAACAACAGAAACGACCACAGCUACAACAACGGGAACAACAACAGGUUCAACGACGAGAAAAACAACAAGUCCACCACCUGACACAACAACAGAAACGACCACAGCUACAACAACGGGAACAACAACAGGUACAACAACGAGAAAAACAACAAGUCCACCACCUGACACAACAACAGAAACGACCACAGCUACAACAACGGGAACAACACCGGAGACAACAUCGGGAACGACUACAGAAUGUGUUGAGAAGUACGUCAAUUACUGCGUGUGGUAUGGCUGGAUUAACCAGAAUUCCGGCCUUCAAAUUGAGCAAGAUGGAGAUGAAGUAGAGCUACUAGAAGAUGCUAAGCACAUCCCAGGAUUCCCUGAUGAUUGUGCUUUCCCCAAAGACGUGGAAUGUCGAACGGCUGAUACGCACACCUUCUCCAAUGAGACUGAUGAUGAUGUGACAUGCGACAAGAGUACAGGUCUCCUAUGUAGAAACCAUCCUAAUAUGCCUCGUUGCCCUGAUUACGAAGUCAGGUACUUGUGUUGUGGUCGACACUACACGGUAACCUGUAGUACACCAGGUACAACACCUGAAACAACAACAGAAACGACCACAGCUACAACAACGGGAACAACAACAGGUACAACAACGAGAAAAACAACAAGUCCACCAACUGAAACAACAACAGAAACGACCACAGCUACAACAACAGGAACAACAACAGGUACAACAACGAGAAAAACAACAAGUCCACCACCUGACACAACAACACAAACGACCACAGCUACAACAACGGGAACAACACAGGAGACAACAUCGGGAACGACUACAGAAGAAUGUGUUGAGAAGUAUGUCAAUUACUGCGUGUGGUACGGAUGGAUCAACCAGAAUUCCGGUCUUCAAAUUGAGCAAGAUGGAGAUGAAGUAGAGCUACUUGAAGAUGCUAAGCACGUCCCUGGAUUCCCUGCUGAUUGUGCUUUCCCCAAAGACGUGGAAUGUCGAACGGCUGAUACGCACAUCUUCUCCAAUGAGACUGAUGAUGAUGUGACAUGCGACAAGAGUACAGGUCUCCUAUGUAGAAACCAUCCUAAUAUGCCUCGUUGCCCUGAUUACGAAGUCAGGUACUUGUGUUGUGGUCGACACUACACAGUAACCUGUAGUACACCAGGUACAACACCUGAAACAACACCAGGAACUACACCAGGUACAACACCAGGAACUACACCACGUACAACACCGGGAACUACACCAGGUACAACACCGGAAACAACAACAGGCACUACAACACGCAGCACUACACUACCUGAUCACACACCUUCAUCAUCACCAGGAACUACGCCAGGUACAACACCGGUUACAACACCUGAAACAACACCAGGUACAACUACUGAAGAAGUGUGCGUACCUCAGUGGUUCAACUAUUGCAUUUGGACUCCCUGGUAUGACGAUGAGUUCGGCACGGUAAAGUCGGCCUACGCCCCAGCUCAAGAAGUUGAACUUCUUGCAGACGCCCAGCACUUCCCAGACUUUCCCGACGGCUGCUCCAGACCGCGUGACAUCGAGUGCAUGACCGUAGACACAGAAGAGUUCUCGAACGAAACCGCGGACGCCUCUACCUGCGAUGUGAGUACGGGUCUGAGCUGUGCCAACCGACCGGGGACACCGCUAUGUGCUGACUACAAAGUGCGUUACUUCUGCUGCUCAAGACGAUACACAGUCACAUGCUCGACGCCCCAGCCACCCGAGACUACUACUGUAGUACAAACGACAACUCCUCAAUCCACAACCGAAGAAUGCCAUAUUGAAGAGAUCUGUGAAUGGACUGAGUGGUGCGACGACGAGGAGGGUGGCGGAAAAGUGACCCCUUUCGAUGUCGGCGAGUUCGAGAUCAAAGAAGACUGCAAAGAGAACUUCGAAAUCUGCGAGGCACCGAAGGACAUCGAGUGCGAGAUGACUGCUAACCCUCACCUCAGUGCCGCCAUCCUGAGUCAGGACGUCACCUGCGAUGUCGAUUAUGGGUUGGUCUGUCUCCACUCGGACACGCAGCCAAUAUGCCUCGAUUACCGUAUCAGGUUCCUUUGCUGUAGAAACGAAACAGUUGGGCCAAAUUGCCCGACAACCGAGCCACCAACAACUCCGCCUACGACGUUGUCGACGGUGAUUGACACAUCAUCACCCCCCACCAGCAAACCAACAACUGCUCCGACCACAGUCGCUUCAUCCACUACGGCCCCAGCCAGUGGUACAUGCGGCCCUGUAGCGAGACAAGAACCGACGACGAUCAGUUACAACAACUGUACCACAACUGAACCAGUCUUUAUGAUGGAAUGUUCUGGGAAGUGUUCAUCUUACUACGGUGUCGGCAAGAUCGUGGACGGUGUAAUGACGCCGGUGGAGUACUGUUCGUGUUGUAAGCCAUCGGAAAUGAGGGAAGACCAAAUCGAACUCUCCUGCCCCGACUUGUCGGCCUUGGUCAUCUCUGUACCCGUCAUCACCUCCUGUUCGUGUCACCAAGUCGAUUGCCAGAAUCUAUAAUAAGACUACCACCACCACGACCACAAAGUCAAUGUCGAUCUCGUCGUAACACACUGGUUCCUCUCAAAAGUAGUCUAUAAUCAUUGUCUUAUUUUUAAUUAAAUGUUAAAUAUCCAAAGUAUUAUUUAAGAAAAUCUAUUCUAAGAGUAGUGGUGAAGCUUGGGGAGGGCUCAAGGGGAAUUAAGUUCCCCACAUCGAAUCAACCUCCUCCCCCCCCCCCCCCAAAAAAGGGGGGGGCAGUAAAGAAUACGAAAUGAAGAAGGGAGAAAAGAUUGAUGAUGGGAUCCCUUCCCGCACCCUACCCUUUAUCCCUUUAUCAGUGGCUUUUUUAAUUCGCCAAAGUUAAGUUACCGAGUGAGGAACCAUGCUACAUCACUGCCAAUGGGUAUUGUUAGCGUUCCCGUAAAAUUACCCCUCAAUCUUUCGUGAUAAAAAACAAUGUCAAGCUAAGCAUUUCAUGGAAUAAGUCCAUAUUGUUGAAAAUGAGCAGUUAUUUCCCCUACCAUUGUGAGAAAAGAAUUCUCACUAAUAUGAUUAAAAAACACCUUUUUUUUUCGUUUUUCAAAUCAUUUUGCAAUUCUAUUCCUAUAAUAAACAGCAAUUCUGGAAAAAAAAUAUUUUAAAUGUCUGUAUUAAAUUCCAUUAUAAUUGCCUCUCUGGAUAAAAAUAAAAUUACAAAAGAAACAUGUGAUUUCAAGACAGGUUGCUGUUGUUACCAUGUGUUGCCCGACGAGGUUUUCUUUGACAUGACUUCUUCUGACCAUGACACUUGUUAGCGAUUCAUUCGCUUAGUCUGCUUAGUUACUGCUAGUUUUUAACUGACGUGAACACGUCUUGCUUGAUUCUUCUAUUUUUCGUGUUCAAUGAACAGUGAUUUUCUCUGGUUUUCCAGAUUUCUUCCAAUAUCAAAAGGACUAAUUCUUUAGAAAAAAAUAAUUAUACGCACCUUACUGGUGAUACCAUGGACAAAAGAAAAUCGAAUUCGAUAAUAAUUUUCAGAUUUGGUAUAUGUUUUUGAAACUAUAUAAGCUGCACACGCAAUCGCAUCCCAUUUGUACAGUGGUUCCGUGCUAUGAUCAGGAAACAAAAAAUGAGGUAUUUGUCGGCAGGUGGUCUUUUUGUAAAGGCACCUGAAAUAGAAACAAAAACAUUCGUGAAGCAGGUUUCACUGUAUUGGAAAUGAUGGUUGCAGAUUAUCAAUGCUUCAGAUAUUGUUACCAAAGACUUAUUUUAUCAAUGACAUAGGCUGAAAAAAAUUGAGUUUGAGUGUCUUAUGCUAUCUUCGUGUAAUAAUAAAAAACGUGCCUUAUGAAAUAUCAUAUUUAUUUAUGUAUCGUGUUUAACUAUUUAUUUUACCGGCUGAUUCCAAUAUGUCUCUUGGUGCAAUGGUUACAAAUUAAAAAGAAGCUCUUUUUAGUGCUACUAGAACUGCAAAA